Molecule: messenger RNA, 1003 nt
Organism: Lactuca sativa (garden lettuce)
Lineage: Eukaryota; Viridiplantae; Streptophyta; Magnoliopsida; Asterales; Asteraceae
Source: RefSeq, a predicted model, not a curated record
CCGGGUCAUUUUAUCUCUUGUAGGCUCGAAUGGUUGGCAAGUGCACCACCUGGAUGUGAAAUCUGCAUUCUUGAACGGGCACCUAACUGAAGAAGUCUAUGUCACACAACCUCAAGGAUUCGAGAAGAAGGAUGAAUCUGGCAAAGUGUACAAACUCUCUAAAGAUCUGUAUGGCUUGAAACAAGCUCCCAGAGCUUGGAAUUCGUGCUUAGACAAGUACUUAAAAAGUUUGGGUUUUAAAAAGUGUGGUCAAGAAUAUUCUGUGUACACAAGGUCAAAGAAUGGGAAUAAGUUAAUCAUUGGAGUAUAUGUAGAUGAUCUACUUGUGACAGGAAGCAACCCAGAAGAUGUGAAGGAUUUUAAGAAAGAAAUGAAGAUCAGGCUUGAGAUGAGUGAUCUCGGCCUGUUAACAUAUUAUCUUGGAAUUGAGGUGAAUCAACAAGGUAAUGGAAUCACUCUGAAGCAAGAAGCUUAUGCCAAGAAUAUCUUGGUCAAAACCCGGAUGUUAGACUGCAAUCCCACCAAGAGCCCGAUGGAACAUAAACUCUCUUUGACCAAAGAUGGUGAUGAAGAGCUGGUGAACCCAACAGAAUACAGGAGCAUUGUUGGCUGCCUAAGGCACCUUACUCACACUAGACCCGAUAUUACUUUUGCAGUUGGUGUUGUUAGUCGAUUUAUGGAAAAACCCUCUAUAAAACAUCUCCAAGCUGUAAAGGGAAUCCUCAGAUAUGUGAAAGGGACUUUGAACUAUGGUCUAGUCUAUUCUAAAGGAGGUGAAAAGGUCACUAUCUCAGGAUUUACAGAUAGUGAUUUGGUCAAGGAUAUUAAUGAUAGGAGAAGCACAGGGGGAAUGGCCUUUCAUGUGAAUGGAAACUUGGUCACAUGGGCAUCUCAAAAGCAAAGGGUCGUGGCUCUCUCAUCUUGUGAGGCAGAAUUCAUUGUUGCCACCAUGGCAGCUUGUCAGGGCAUAUGGCUAAGGAGACUUCUCACAGAAAUCACAUGA